AUGGGUGAGCAGAAAAGAAAGUUUGAGUCGUCAGGGCAGUUUGACAACAACUCACGUCCCCGUUACACACCCCCGCAAGGAACACCGUUCCGCACUGGAGGACAGAAUGUCAACUACGGGCAGAGUCAGUAUCCACGCUUCAACCAACAGGGCCAGCAGCAGCAGCAAGCUCAGUAUGCCGGUCAGUCAGCACAGCGCCCUAACUUCCCGCAGAAUCGCCAGAACACCCCUACUAGGACACCUAUGAAGAACAAUACUCCUGCUCCCACUGGUGGCAAUGCGUGCUUUAAAUGUGGUGAGAUGGGACACUAUGCUAACAGUUGUCCCAAGGGAAAUGUCCAGAAUACUCCAGGCCAGUUCAACAACAAUGGACAGAGGCAAACCCCGCAGCAGCAACAGCAGCAGCCCAGAAACAACAACCAGAUGCCGCAGAACUACGUCCGCGGGCGUGUGAAUCAUGUGGCCGUGGAGACCGCUCAAGAGGCACAGGACGUUGUGUUCGUGAACCAGUUGAAGGCAGGUUCAAUUGAGGAUAUCAGAGUCGUCUGUGAGUACCCGGACGUCUUCCCCAAUGAUUUGCCAGAUUGA
Messenger RNA from Panicum hallii, 588 nucleotides. RefSeq lists its product as uncharacterized. Bases 1 to 588 code for a protein of 195 amino acids. The transcript is spliced from 3 exons. Lineage: Eukaryota; Viridiplantae; Streptophyta; Magnoliopsida; Poales; Poaceae. Gene Ontology annotation, molecular function: nucleic acid binding; zinc ion binding. The record is from RefSeq and is a predicted model, not a curated record.